CAGCGUCGCUUUUUCAUCCUGUAUGAAGACGGCAGGCUACAGUUUUCUCUGGACGAAUCGCCGGGUACUGUACCGCAGGGCAUGCUGGAUCUGAGUCUGUGCUCUGAGUUGAUGGACGCUGAGGGCAGGACGGGGCAGAAGAACGCCCUGUUCAUCAUCACCCUGGAGCAGGAGAUCUUCAUCAGAGGAGACAGUAAAGAGAUCAUUAACGGUUGGAGUGAGCAGCUGAUAGUUUUCCAGAAGAAACAGAACGACAGGAAGAAGAGUGAAGUGUCUUCUGUUCAGUUCCAGGAGAAAGUUCAGAGAGAGGAAGCUGAGUGUAAUUCUGGAGCUUCAGAUAUGGAAGCUGUAGUAUACAGAGAUUCCUGCAGAGCAGAGCAUGCUGUAGAUUUGAGCACAGCCCGUGAUGAUGAUGAUGAUAAUAAUGAUGAUGAUGAAGAAGAUGAAGAUGCUGAAGAUGAAGAUUCCCUGGUUUUAGAAACAGUGAAGAACCACAGAUUUUGCCAGCAGUCCUGUAGUGUGGACUCUGAGCAGGACUCUGCCCCCCCAAGUCCUGAACCGUGCGGAACAGACCCGGACCCGUUCUGUUUGGACUCCAGCCUGCCUUGCUCCGCCUCCAGCCUCAGCGGCUCCAGCAGCUCAGACGACUGGGAGCUGGACGAGGGUCCGGAGAUCACUGCUGAUCUCCAGCAGGAUUCCUGCUCCACCAACAGCAGUAUGAUAGAUGGUGAUGGUGUGUUGGUGAGUAAGGUGUGUCAGUGCUGUAGGAGGCGGGGCAGAAGCAGAAGUCAGACUUGCACCAUCACAAAUUACAAGGUACAGUUAAUCACCAUCAAUGACUCACACACAGAUCAGCACAAGACAUACAAACACUGCAAAACAAACGAGAAACAAUUAAAUGUAGACCUUCAGGUUAAAUUAAAGGGCUUUAAUAAAAAAUAUCCUAUGAAGCGUUCAGGCCUUACAACCAUUUUUCUACAAAACGUCCUCAUUUCAGCAGCUCAAUGGUAAAUGGACAAAUGACCUAAAAUGUUAUUUUAUGGGCUGUAAGAGCUAUUCCAUCUUAAAUCCAUCAUCAGUUAAGCCGGUAAAAGGUCUGCAGUUGAUUCCAGGUGUGAAAUUUGCAUUUGAAAGCUGUUGCUGUGAUCCAACAUCAUAACAUGUGGUUAAAGGAGCUCUCAAUGGAAGAGGAACAGAUCAUCAUUAGCCUGAAAUAAAAAGAAAAACUCAAUCAAAGAGAUAGUGGAGAUGACAGUAGAGGCCAAAUCAACAGUUAGGUACAUACUGGUAAAAAAGGAAAAAACUAGGGUGAACAUUCUCCAAAAAGGAGGUAUCUCAGUAUAUCAGUCUAAUAGAAAGAGAUAACUCCAUGAGAGUGAAUACCGAGGGUUCAACACAGGGUGAAAACCAUUAGUAAGAAGACCAGAUUAGAAUUAACCAAAAAAAAACAUCUAAAUAACCCAGCUCAUUUCUAAAACAGCAUGUUUUGGACAGAUUAAACUAAGAUCAGCCUGUACCAGAAUGAUGGGAAGAAAAAAGUAUGGUGAAGGUUUAGAACGGCUCAACACAAUAUAUACUCACCACUUCUUAUGUAAAACAUGGUGGUGGUAGUAGCUAUAAUGGUAUGGGCGUGCAUGGCUCCCGGUGGCACUGGGUCACUAGUGUUUAUUGAAGAUGUGAGAAAAGACAGAAGUAGAAGGAUGAAUCUUAUGGGGUACUUUUUAAAACUAUUUUAAACUGGUACUUUUAUUGACAUUCAGUUGUAGAUUAACAUGAGGUUUGGUCUAUGGAUGAAAAGAUCAAUCGGCUAUGUAUUGGUAUUGGAUUUUUUUCAGCCAAAAUACAGGAUUGGCUGAUAUUUCUCAUAAUAUAUCUGAUCCAAUCGGGAGUUCUGUAGCCUGAAUGCUAAUGCUAAUGCUAGGCUGCGGAUGCUAAAUAUAUAAACAGCAGCUGUUUAAAUAUCUGAAGUUAUCUGACUCACUGUGUAAGUGAUGUUGAGUAAGUUUGCUGCUGUUUUGCUGCUUGAUCAGACGAGCUCAGGUGAGCACAGGUGAGCACAGGUGAGCACAGGUGAGUACAGGUGAGUGAUGACGUCUCAGAGACGCUCUAUAAAAGUCUUAGGAAUUUUUCCAUCAGAUCAUCACUCAGAUCACCCCCUCUCAGCCUGGAUACUCUGAGUCACAGUGUUUCCACUGCUCAGACCCUCUCACAGCUGCUGGGGGCGGGUUUACCUGAAUCCAGGUGUUCUCCUGCUGUCAGAUCUUCAUCAGUGACGUGAUCAGAGAGCCGAGAGCAGAGCACUGAGCGAGAGAAGGAACUGCAGGAAAGAUCUGAGUAAUUCUGCAGAAUCAGACCCUCAAUUACACCUGCAUGUGUUACUGAACCAGUCAUCUGCCCUCAGGGU
Messenger RNA from Astyanax mexicanus (Mexican tetra), 2404 nucleotides. RefSeq lists its product as uncharacterized. Bases 82 to 1011 code for a protein of 309 amino acids. Gene Ontology annotation, cellular component: actin cytoskeleton. The record is from RefSeq and is a predicted model, not a curated record. Gene Ontology annotation, biological process: actin filament organization. NCBI's taxonomy places the organism in Eukaryota, Metazoa, Chordata, Actinopteri, Characiformes, Acestrorhamphidae. The transcript is spliced from 6 exons. Gene Ontology annotation, molecular function: actin filament binding.